Megachile rotundata (alfalfa leafcutting bee) is the source of this 1525-nucleotide messenger RNA. RefSeq names its product serine/threonine-protein kinase 16. The record is from RefSeq and is a predicted model, not a curated record. Gene Ontology annotation, cellular component: cytoplasm; Golgi apparatus. Gene Ontology annotation, biological process: protein phosphorylation. Gene Ontology annotation, molecular function: protein serine/threonine kinase activity; ATP binding. Lineage: Eukaryota; Metazoa; Arthropoda; Insecta; Hymenoptera; Megachilidae.
UAUGCGCGUUUCGAUAUGAACAGCCUUGGUUUGAGUUUAAUUUUAAAAAUGGGCUGUAUAUGCUCCAAAGAAACUAUCACCGUAAAUUCAAGAAAUUAUACGGUUCGUGAACAUCUUGGAGAAGGCGGAUUUAGUACCAUAUUAUUAGUCGAAGAUGCCUCAACUCGCAAGAAAUAUGCCAUUAAAAAAAUCAUCUGUCAUGGAUUAGAGGAUCAGAGAUUAGCCGCAAAAGAAAUAGAGUAUCAUAAUCUUGUUAAACAUCCGAACGUGAUAGAAUGUAUCGAUUUUACUUAUAAAGGUACAGCAGAUCCGAUAGUUAAUUCUACGAGCGAAGCAUUAAUGGUUUUACCGUAUUACCAUAGGGGAACAAUUGCUAACGAAUUAGAAAGACGCGCCAGAAAUAAAGAUUACAUGAGUACAAUAGAUAUUUUAAAUAUUUUUUUACAAAUAUGCGAAGGCGUAAAAGCAUUUCACGAAGCAAAACCGGAACCUCUUGCUCAUAGAGACUUAAAAACCGCGAACAUAGUUCUAGGAGAUGGAAAUACGCCUGUUAUAAUGGAUUUAGGUUCUGUAGCCCCGGCUAGAGUUAAAGUAUGCGGAUCCCAAGCAGCUCAAACAUUGCAAGAUCUAGCAGCCGAAAGAUGUUCUAUGCCGUACAGAGCACCAGAAUUAUUUAACGUUGAAAGUUACUGUAUGGUAGAUGAACGAACGGAUAUUUGGUCUCUAGGUUGCAUCCUCUACGCGUUGUGUUAUUUCAAAUCACCGUUUGAUACCGUAUACGAAAGAGGGGAUAGCGUUGCCUUAGCUGUUAUAAGCGCAAAUAUUACAUUCCCAGAUGAUGCUCCGUACAAUGAGGAUAUGCAAAAUCUAAUUUUAUCAAUGUUGAAGGUAAAUCCCAUGGAACGUCCGUACAUAUACAGCGUUAUAGAAAACGUGCACGAUCUUAUCACUAAAUUAGAAAAUAGAGCAUAACCAUCUACAGGGCAAUAAUUUAACUGUUCAUUCGCAAUUAUUUGUAAACAGACAAUUUUUAACACCUGCAUUCUGUGCACCGAUUUAAAAGGUUUUCCUAUGGAAAAGCAAAAACGUAAUUUAUAUAAUGCAGCGAGAUAGAAUAGAAAUUUUUACGAGAAAAACUGGAAAUGUUUGCAUUAGUUCGACAUAUCAUUUUAAGAUGUUUUAUACUUAAGAGAAAGAAAAAAAAUUUAUGAAAAGUAGAUUUCUCAUCAGUAAGUUUUAACAUAUACAUAUAUUUUGAACAUGUAAAUAUGAAUAUUUUAAAGGUAUUCAAUCAUAUUUGUACGAUGCUGUGUAUAAAAUAUUUAGAUAUAAAUUUUUUUGUUGGCUAACGAAAGCGAUUUUCCGCUCUUUCAUAAAAAUUGAUUUCAAUUGAUAUUGUAUAAUAUUCCCGUCUAAAGUACAAUUUUAUGAACUGAGCACUUUUUCUAAAAGUAUGUAAAGCUACAUAUUGUUUAAAUAUGUAAAUACGUCAGCAAUACGUAUUAUUAAAAUUAAUAUAGGUACA